Molecule: messenger RNA, 4494 nt
Organism: Melanotaenia boesemani (Boeseman's rainbowfish)
Lineage: Eukaryota; Metazoa; Chordata; Actinopteri; Atheriniformes; Melanotaeniidae
Gene: b3gnt9
Product: UDP-GlcNAc:betaGal beta-1,3-N-acetylglucosaminyltransferase 9
Exons: 7
Coding region: 1811-3256 (481 amino acids)
Cellular component (GO): membrane
Molecular function (GO): hexosyltransferase activity
Source: RefSeq, a predicted model, not a curated record
CCUCAAACUGUCUGACAACAACAGGAAGGUGACCUAUGUGGAGGAGGUUCAGUCAUAUCCUGAUCAUCCAGAUAGAUUUUACUGUCCCCAGCUGCUGUGCGGAAAUAUUCUGACUGGUCGCUGCUACUGGGAAGUCAAGUGGAGAGGAGACGUUUAUAUAUCAGUGAGUUACAAAGAAAUCAGAAGGAGAGGAGACAUGAGAGACAACAGUCUGGAUCUGAAACGUAAGAGUCUAGCACACAGGUUUUUGCUUUGCAUCCGCCAUCAGAUGUUUGGAAAAGAACUAGUAAUUUUCUUUACAUAUAAAAAUCCUUUUUGCAGCCAUGCAGAUCCUUUUCUUUAUUCACAAACUGAAAUUCUUUGGCAGAUUUUAAGUUAUUUGCAAACAUUCAUUUACAGCUGCAGAAUCUUCAUGGCUUCGUAAUGACCCUACAUGUUUCCAGUCAAAGCUUCACACUGAAUAUCAGGAUGUUGUGUUCACUUCAUGUCAGCUGCAGUUAGUUUCACUUCAUGAUGCUGGAAAUGAAAAUUAUCCCAGUGUUUCACUCUUAGUUUUUUGCUUCAUUCUGUCUUUAUUUGGAUUUUUUGACAUUUUCACGUGUUGAAUUAUUGAUUUUUCACCUUUUGCCUCUUUAUUCACCACAAUCUUCAUUUUUCAGUCUGUCUCCAAGUGUCUGACUUCAUAUCUGAAAUGUAGACUCUUCAUGUACUUUUAAGGUUUUCCAUCCAAACAUUUCUCUUUUCUAUGAAAUUUGUACUUAAUAUGUGAAGAUGUAGAUGGUGAAAUGAUUGUGUAUUUUUGGAGAAUAAAUGAUGUAUCUUCUCGUAGGUGGGUGGUUAUUCCAGCAGGACGAUGUCAGACCUCAUUCUGAACGAAUUCCAGCAGCUUCAUACACACAGAGUGUGUUUGACUGUCCUGCUGAAAACAAAACAGCAGAAAAAGUGAUUCCCUUUUUUAAAUUUGUCUUCUUUAAAAACUCAUUCGUUUAAUUCUCCUUUUUCCCCCUUUCAUCCUGCAGAGACAAACCCAAAAAUCUCUCAAAGAGUCUCCUCUGGGGCAAUAAGGACUUUACCUUUCUCCCACUCUCCUCUGAUUUAUUCCUCCUCCUGCCUUCUCUCCUUCCUCUCCAGCUGUGUUGACAUCUGGAUUUCCUCCGCUCCGCUUUAAAUCACGUGGUCAGGACAAAGAAUGGAGACGAUGCCUUCAGGGAACUCUGUAUAUCUCCACGACACUUAAUUUUUAAAAAAGUGGAUUAGUUUGAUCAUUUCCACAAUUAAUUUGUUUAGUUUUUAAUAUUAUUAUUAUGUUAAACUUUAUUUUUCUUAUUUAUUUUCACUGGUUUUCACCUCCAUGAGAAAUAUUUUAAGCUCAUGUUUUAUAUUAGAAGUUAGUUACUUUAUUAUUUUGGUUCAUGUAAACACAGUUUGUUUGUUUGGUACAUGGAUCUGAUUUAAAUGUAACAUUUUUAUCCAUGGUAACUGAGAUUUAUGCAACCAGGGGGCAAGUUGGACUUGCCACUACCUACUGCUAGUUUUUCCCACCGCACUUGAAUGCAUCAUGGUGGCAGCAGACAGAUGAGACAGAAACUGUGUUUCUGGAUGUUUGCAGACGGUUUGUAGGUUUGUCAGAAGGAGCAGCUGCUCCAGACGUUUCCACUCUGACUUCUUCAUCAUCAUCAUCUUCAUCCUAUGACUGCCUCCACACACUGAUGCCUGAGGAUGGAGAAGGUGGAAACGUGGUGCAUGGCCUCAUGAAGACCGGCUAUAGCUGAGAACAGCUGGUCUGUUCCAGCUUCAGGUCUGUCUGAGAAUGCAUUCCUGUUCAGGAAGUCUUCAGACGAUGCUGAGGAAGGUGGCAGUGAUGAAGAGGAGGGUUGUCCAUGUGAAGGGAGACCUGAUGUGCACGCUGGUGCUUCUGGUUGUAUUCUGUGUGCUGCUCUACACCCGCCAGGUGGUACUUUCUCCCGGAUGGAGCCGACCCCAAUGGAAGCUGGAGAUCCAUGGCUCCACCAGCCCCAGUCGGACCCUGCUGGGAGCCAGAGGAGCCAAAGCAGGGCGGGGGUCUCCAGGGCUACCAUCAGAGACCCAGCUGCCUCCCUGUAAGCUUCAAUCCAACUCUAAACUUCCACACCCCAAAUCCAGACCUAAGACCAAGUCUAAGUCCCGGAGGAGGAACGCCACGCCAACCAGGAUCCCUGCUAAAGUCCUGCCAACCAUGCAGCCCUUUGACUUCCAGGGUUACCUGAGAGACAAGGACAACAGGAAGUUCAACCUGCUCAUCGACCAGCCACAGAAAUGUCACAUCAGAGGAACAGGGGAGGAGGAAGGAGGAGGAGGAAGAAGAAGACAAGGGAGCGAAUCUGAUGCUGCUCCCUACAUGCUUAUUGCAGUCAAAUCCACAGCUGCAGAUUUCCAUAAACGUCAGGUGGUGCGUCGGACGUGGGGUAAGGAGGGACGUUUUCAGCCUGGGGUGUCCAUCCGGACGGUGUUCCUUCUGGGGGUUCCCAGGAAUCGCAGUGCCCUGCCUCUAUGGGAGCGGUUGCUGAGCUAUGAGAGCCAGACCUUCAGGGACAUCCUGCUGUGGGACUUUGAAGACACCUUCUUCAACCUAACCCUGAAGGAGACACAUUUUCUAGAAUGGGUCAACAGCAGCUGUCCCCACGUCAGGUUCAUCUUCAAAGGCGAUGCUGACGUCUACGUAAAUGUGGAGAACAUUCUGGAGAUGCUUCGGGACCAGAAACCAGAGGAGGAUCUGUUUGUCGGCGACAUCAUCAUUCAUGCCAAACCCAUCCGCCGCCGUUCCUCCAAGUACUAUGUUCCAGAGUUUAUGUAUGGAGGUCUUCUGUACCCGGACUAUGCUGGGGGAGGCGGGUUUGUCAUGUCGGGACACACAGCUCGGAGGCUAAGCUCCGCCUGCCAGCAGGUGGAGCUGUUUCCAAUUGAUGACGUCUUCCUGGGAAUGUGCCUCCAGCUGAUCGGAGUCAAACCUUCCCGUCACCAGGGCUUCCGGACCUUUGGGAUUCCCCGGCCGUCUGCAGCGCCCCAUCUCCAGACCUUCGACCCCUGUUUUUACCGAGAGCUCAUGGUGGUCCACAGCCUCAAUGUCCCUCAGAUUUGGCUUAUGUGGAACCUCCUGCAUGACCCGAAUCUGAGCUGCCACAACCGGACCGGCCUGAAUCCCCAGCCCUUUAAAUGGAGAGAGAUGAUGAUGGAGGAAGAAGAUUACACUGAGAAACAGGUGUUUUUAACACAUUAAGAACCAGUUUAAAAAGCUGGAAUCAUGAGACUUUAUCUAGACCAGAAGAUUAUCCGGGAGGAAAUGAACUGGCUGAAGAUCAGUAAGGAAGCCCAGAGAGGCUCCGUCAUGUCCUCGCAGCAUGGACGAUGGUUUUGACUUGAAAAUGAUUGUGUGAUCAGCUGAUUUCUUUGGAUGUUGGAAUGUGUAAUGGUGGUUAAACCAGGCCACGUUGGUACUAAGAGACCCAAAGUGGGAACAGGAACAGGUGUUCUGCUGGUAUAGCCCAUCUGCUUCAAGGUUGGACGUGUUGUGUUCAGAGAUGCUGUCCUGAAGACCUUGGUUGGAACCAGUGCUUAUUAAACCUGUUGCCUUUCCAUCAUCUCCAACCUCCAAAGAACAUGUUGCUUCCAUGGGACUGACUGGUUAUUUGUGUAAACAGGAAGUUGAGCAGGUGGACGGUGAAAUUUUACUGACUGUUCAGAUGUUUGUGUAAAGAUCAUUUUACUCGAGUCAGUUCUGAUAUGAAAGCACGUAUUUUAAUGUAGUAAAGCUCUCAACAUCAUAGAUGAAAUAAAGGAGCUUUUCUAGAAAAACUGAUAUAGUUAUAAGGAUUUCAGCUGUAGAGACACUAAGUCUGGACCGUCCCUUCCUGCAGCCUAAGGCACCAACUGCUUUCAUAAAAAGGAAAACAUGAAUUAAUUUCUCUCAGUGAUGGGAAAUCUGCAUCAGGUUUGUUAUAACGUACAGCUGCAAGUCAGCAGAGGAGAGAUGCUGCAUGGACUGACCCACUGGGAGGAAUCAGAAGGCGCUUCCAGCUGUCGAGCCUCAGCUCAGGAGUUUUCCCUUUAUUUACAGGACAUAGAAAGUUAAGUUUGCAACAGAGGGAGUCGGGGAACCCCUCCCAUCCUUUCUGCUUUACGGGACAAAACAGUCACAUGAUCUGGUUCCUGGAGGAGAACUAAAAUGGAAACCAGCUGCACAUCUGGAAGCUCAUAUCACCAUGACACACAUUAUGAAACCUCUGCUUUUCCAUGUGUUUUCUUUUAAAUGAAAACACUGAUUCACUUUCAGCUGCUUCUCUACACUUUCCGUUUUCACAGACUUGGAUCCUGUUUUUGUCUCGUUGGUGAUCAGCAGGAUAUUAAAAUGGUCUGUAGGGUGUUUAUCGCCACGACGACAGUGCGAGGUGAAUCUUCAGGACAAGAGCUGAGAAAGAAACAAUGCAUGAACAGGCUGUUUUGAGGGUUAAUAAAGAC